AGUGUUUCUGUGUCUGUCACGUGUGUGGUACUUAUAGUAUACGUGUUUCUGUGUCUGUCACGUGUGUGCUACUUAUAGUAUACGUGUUUCUGUGUCUGUCACGUGUGUGCUACUUAUAGUAUACGUGUUUUUGUGGAUGUGCCACAUAAAAUAUAAGUUGUGUUUGUUCCAGGACAUCCGAAACCAGCGACGGUAUCGGCAGCGGAGGAAGGCGGAGCUGGUGAAGCUCCAACAGACAAAUGCCGCCCUCAACUCCAAGACCGCCUUCUACAACGUCCAGAUUGACUACUACAAUCAGUACAUCAAGACCUGCAUGGACAACCUGGCCAGCAACAAGGGAAAGCUGUCAAAGAAACCAGGUGACACCAAGGCCAAGAAGAGUAAACAGGUGUCUCAGAAGUACACUGCCGCUCGCCUCCAUGAGAAGGGUGUGCUGAUCGAGAUUGAAGACCUGCAGACAAACCAGUUUAAGAACGUUAUCUUUGAGAUCUCUCCGUCGGAGGCGGUUGGAGUGUUCGAUGUGAAGGCCAAGUUCAUGGGAGUGCACUUGGAGACGUUACAGUUGGAAUACCAGGACCUCCUGCAGCUGCAGUAUGAGGGUGUGGCUGUGAUGAAGCUCUUCGACAGGGCCACCAUCAAUGUCAACCUGCUCAUCUUCCUGCUCAACAAGAAGUUUUACGGGAAAUAGAUGGAUGAGAUGGAUGGAAAGAGAAGGAGAGGGGGCUACAGACACUGUUGAGAACAGAACAUCUAACAGAGGGCCUUGGCUCUAUGCUGUCUUAUCUUAGCUCGGUUUCCCCCUCUUCCGCACUACUUUAAGUAUAUGUAUUCAUUAUGUGCCUUAUUGAGAUGGAAUAUUCACCGUACGGUAUGUGCCUUAUUCGCCAAGGAAAAGUCCACCGGAAGCCUGCUGGAUGCUCCAAGUGUAUCCUCGUCAGGAUCCAGAGUGCUUGUUGCAUUUUGUGUUACUAUGUUACUGUAAGACUGUCAAAGGUAUAAGAUAUGGAUUUGUCUGUCAGGUUGUUUUCCAGUUAUUUGAAACGCAAUUCAACAGUUGCAUGUUGAUGACAUCGCAAGCAAUUUUGUCAUACAGUAACUUUAAGAAACUUGCAAAUCCACUAUUGGCAUAGGAAAUAGCCUUUCAAGAGUAGACUGAACAAUCAAUGUAGAAAAGAUGUGUUAUGCUUUGUGUUGAAUAAAUUUAUAAAAGAAAA
This is a messenger RNA of Oncorhynchus keta (chum salmon), 1214 nucleotides long. RefSeq names its product ras GTPase-activating-like protein IQGAP1. Gene Ontology annotation, cellular component: cytoplasm; nucleus. NCBI's taxonomy places the organism in Eukaryota, Metazoa, Chordata, Actinopteri, Salmoniformes, Salmonidae. The record is from RefSeq and is a predicted model, not a curated record. Gene Ontology annotation, molecular function: actin filament binding; GTPase activator activity; calmodulin binding. The transcript is spliced from 4 exons. Gene Ontology annotation, biological process: regulation of actin cytoskeleton organization. The coding region runs from base 137 to 688 and encodes 183 amino acids.